Messenger RNA from Drosophila montana, 1443 nucleotides. It is a transcript of the gene Ldh, whose product is annotated as Lactate dehydrogenase. Gene Ontology annotation, biological process: pyruvate metabolic process; lactate metabolic process. Bases 162 to 1160 code for a protein of 332 amino acids. NCBI's taxonomy places the organism in Eukaryota, Metazoa, Arthropoda, Insecta, Diptera, Drosophilidae. Gene Ontology annotation, cellular component: cytoplasm. The transcript is spliced from 4 exons. The record is from RefSeq and is a predicted model, not a curated record. Gene Ontology annotation, molecular function: L-lactate dehydrogenase (NAD+) activity.
AGCAAAAUUCCAACGAGUCUCGCGUGGAGCACACAGUUCGUAACGAGCGCGCAAAGUGAACGGAACGUCGACGACCUCAAAUCAAAUUGAAGCGCCAAAAAUAUCCAGUGAAUCAAUUUUCAGUGUAUACCCACGAAAACACAACAACAACAAUCAAAACCAUGGCCGCCGUAAAGGAUAGUCUGCUCGCUCAAGUGGCUGAGGUUCUGCCCAGCUCUGGACACAAGAUCACCGUUGUGGGCAUUGGCAUGGUGGGCAUGGCCAGCGCAUUCAGCAUUUUGGCCCAGGGCGUCUCCAAGGAGGUCUGCCUGAUCGAUGUCUGCGCCGAUAAGCUGCAGGGUGAGCUCAUGGAUCUGCAGCAUGGCUCCAACUUCCUGAAGAACCCACAGAUCACAGCCAGCACCGAUUAUGCCGCAUCGGCCAACUCGCGUCUGUGCAUUGUCACCGCCGGCGUGCGCCAGAAGGAGGGUGAAUCCCGUCUCUCCUUGGUGCAGCGCAACACCGACAUUCUGAAGCACAUCAUACCCAAACUGGUGGAGAACAGUCCAGAUACCAUUCUGCUGAUGGUGUCCAAUCCCGUGGAUAUUAUGACUUAUGUGGCCUGGAAGCUGUCCGGUCUGCCCAAGAAUCGCGUCAUUGGCAGUGGCACCAAUUUGGAUUCGUCCCGCUUCCGCUUCUUGAUGUCGCAGCGCCUGGGCGUGGCACCCACCUCCUGCCACGGCUGGAUCAUUGGCGAGCACGGCGAUAGCUCUGUGCCCGUGUGGUCCGGCGUUAACAUUGCCGGCGUGCGUUUGCGUGAGCUGAACCCAACCAUUGGCACCGGCGAGGAUCCAGAGAAAUGGAAUGAGCUGCACAAACAGGUCGUCGAUUCGGCCUACGAGGUCAUCAAGCUAAAGGGCUACACCUCCUGGGCCAUUGGCCUCAGCACCGCCUCCCUGGCCUCGGCCAUCUUGCGCAACACCAGCAGCGUGGCAGCCGUCUCCACAUCCGUUUUGGGUGAACAUGGCAUCGAUAAGGAUGUGUUCUUGUCGCUGCCCUGCGUACUGAAUGCCAACGGUGUCACCUCCGUGGUGAAGCAGAUUCUCACCGACACCGAAGUCGAGCAGCUGCAGAAAUCGGCCAACAUCAUGGCUGAGGUUCAGGCCGGUCUACAGUUCUAAUCGAUCUGCAUCGAUCCAAGCAGAAUCACAUAAUAAAAGUAGCUAAAUUAAACAUAGAACACAGCAGAGCUAAUUUUAGUCGAAUCGGAGAGCAGCUGCAGCCAGAUGCAGUGCGGAUCCGUAUCAAGAUUUGAUGGAGCCAGUGAAGCAUAGCAGAAAGUAUUCUUGACUACCAAAAUGUUUAUUUUAAGUCGAUUUCUCAAUUUAUUUAUUAUUUUAAAAUGCUUUUUGUGUUCGUUACAAAUAAAUUUUAAAAGUUUAAGUUUUAUUUUAAAAACAGAAA